CCAGCCCUCCCUCAGGUGUCGGCCAGUGAGGGAUCGACAGGCCACAGCGCUCCGGUUCACCUGUACGUCCUCAGUCAGGAGCUUCUCCCUGUCCACCGAGAAAAGAAGGAAGCGAGUGGUUGCUGCUAAUUUUUUGUUCCUUUCAUUUUAACUCCUGUAUUUUCACCUUUGCUCUCUCUCUCCACUGUGGAGAGAGAGUAAGAGAAGUGUUUGUAUGGUUUCUCGUUUCUUGGGAUCUUGUUGCUCCGAGAUAUUGAUUCGGCAAAGCAGACGCCACCACUGCUGAGCGCAAUAUGGGGUCUGAUGAUGCGUACAACUUUGUCUUCAAAGUGGUUUUGAUUGGUGAGUCAGGCGUAGGAAAGAGCAACCUUCUGUCUCGCUUCACCAAGAAUGAGUUCAAUCACGACAGUCGCACCACAAUCGGCGUGGAGUUCAGCACACGGACCGUUCAGCUGGGUAACUACACCAUCAAGGCUCAGAUCUGGGACACAGCAGGCCUGGAGCGCUACAGAGCCAUCACUUCAGCGUAUUACAGGGGAGCUGUUGGAGCCUUGUUGGUCUAUGACAUCAGCAAGCACCUGACCUAUGAGAGCGCGGAGCGAUGGCUGAAAGAGCUGUAUGACCAUGCCGAUCCGCAUAUCGUGGUCAUGCUGGUGGGCAACAAAAGGGAUCUGGAGAGCCUCAGGACCGUGCCCAUGGAGGAGGCCAGGCUCUUUGCAGACAAACACAACCUUAUGUUUACAGAGACAUCCGCGCUGGACUCCACCAAUGUGGAAGCUGCUUUUAAUGACGUCCUCUCAGCGAUACAUAUGAAAGUGGCCAGCAAACAGGUGACCCGUGGCUCCAUCAGCGCCGUGACCAUAACCAGUCCCAAUGGACCCAACGGCGGCUCGAGGAAAGAGCGCAAAAGCUGCUGCAGUUCUGCCUAACCCAUUGCUGCCUCGUUCAGAUCUGCUCGUGUCACAUCCUGGAAGCAGUCAGGUUGAAUGUCUUUCAGUCUUAAGCAUAUUUCACAUGCAGUCUGACGAGGAAGGUACUGUUCUGACCGCCAAUGUAAAAAUGUUUCAAACGCAAAAGCUGUACUUCAUGUGGAUCACGAUGUCGGACAAAUUUACGGAUAUUGAAUAAAAAUCAACUGUUUUGUGUGUAGGUUAGGUGGGUAACAGGCAUUAUUAGCUGUGCAUUUUAUUGUAUCAUCUAAUGUUUUGAAGACGAGUUACAGAAUUGUACUGAGGUUUAUGAAGAAAUGCAGUGGAAUUAUAUCUGAAUGAAUAUUUGUGCAUGGAAUUAUAAGAACUUGUUUUUUUUCUUUAUUCAUAUAAAGAAAAUGAGAAACUGAAA
Thalassophryne amazonica is the source of this 1341-nucleotide messenger RNA. RefSeq names its product ras-related protein Rab-25-like. Gene Ontology annotation, biological process: exocytosis. Gene Ontology annotation, cellular component: recycling endosome. The record is from RefSeq and is a predicted model, not a curated record. Gene Ontology annotation, molecular function: GTP binding; GTPase activity. The coding region runs from base 294 to 929 and encodes 211 amino acids. The transcript has 5 exons. Lineage: Eukaryota; Metazoa; Chordata; Actinopteri; Batrachoidiformes; Batrachoididae.